Messenger RNA from Chenopodium quinoa (quinoa), 2061 nucleotides. RefSeq names its product zinc finger BED domain-containing protein RICESLEEPER 3-like. The coding region runs from base 1 to 2061 and encodes 686 amino acids. The record is from RefSeq and is a predicted model, not a curated record. The transcript is spliced from 7 exons. Gene Ontology annotation, molecular function: protein dimerization activity; DNA binding. NCBI's taxonomy places the organism in Eukaryota, Viridiplantae, Streptophyta, Magnoliopsida, Caryophyllales, Amaranthaceae.
AUGGCACUCAAUAGAUCUAAAACCAUAAGGGGUGAAGGUUUGAGGCAACAACAACCACCAACGGUUGGCCAGGAACUACAAAUUCCGGGAUGGAGUGAGGUGGUGGUCACCUCAAACGAACAAAGGCAACAGAUGCUCAACCUCGUCUCGAGGCAGUUUCACUCUAUUCCAUUGCUCUUUCCUUUGGCCUUCAAUCUCCAAGAUAAUCCGAUUCAAAUGGCGAAGGUGUAUGAAUCUAAAAGAUUUUCGAUUCGAAUGGCGGAGGUGCCUGAAUCUGGUUCAUCAGAAGGAGAUCGUCAAAGGAUGAUGGGUGAUAAUAAUGAUCUUGAUUGUGGGUAUGAUUAUGAUAACUAUGAUUCUUCAUGCCCCUCAUCAAAUCCUUCUACUGUACCUACUGCAUCACCUACUCCACCACCACCUCCACCUCGUCAACCAAAUACUAAUCCCUCACAAUCUGUACACAUGUCUUCUCAACCCGAUGAAAGUGAGACAUCCACAAGAAAAGCAAGAAAACAGACUUCAAUGGUUUGGGAACAUUUUCAAAAGAUUACAAUAAAUGGUAUGCCAAAAGCAAAGUGUCUCCAUUGUGAUCAUAUCUUGUCGGCAAUAACCAAAAAUGGAACAUCACACCUUAAGGACCACAUAAAUUUAAGGUGUACUAGAAAGAAUUCAAAGGUCAAUAUUCGACAAAAGCUUUUGAGUGUCAACCGCAAAUCUGAUGGGUCAGCUAGAGUUGAAAAUGAUAACUUCAGCCAAGAAGUUUCAAGGAGGGAAUUAGCUAACAUGGUAAUUAUGCAUGAGUAUCCGUUGUCUAUAGUGGAUCACAUUGGUUUUAGGAGGUUUGUGACUAGUUUAAAUGCCCAUUUCAAGAUAAUAUCGCGUAAUACAUUACGGGCUGAUAUAAUGAAGAUGUUUAUGAGUGAAAAGGCGAGUCUAAAGAAAGCAUUAGAGAGCAAUGGGUCGAGAAUAGCUAUCACUACUGACAUGUGGACAGCUUCAAAUCAAAGAAAAGGUUACAUGGCUGUAACAUGUCACUAUAUUGAUGACUUUUGGGUAUUGCGCAACAAAACAUUGAGGUUUUCUUAUGUGCCUUGUCCACAUACAAAAGACACUCUUGCUCAAGUCUGGUUGGACACUUUGAACAUGUACAAUAUUGCUGAAAAAGUUUCAUCUAUUGUGGUUGAUAAUUGUACUACAAAUGAUGCUAUGCUUGAUGUUUUGAGCCCUCGUUUUAAUGAACAAUCUCUUAUGUUGAAGGGUAAAUUUUUGCAUUUAAGGUGUAGUGCACAUAUAUUAAAUCUAAUUGUACAAGAUGGUCUAGAUGUAAUUGGUGAUGGAAUUAAGAGGAUACGUGAUUGUGUUUCCUUUUGGGCAGCAACUCCAAAACGAGUUGAAAUGUUUGAGGAUAAGGUGAAAUCUUUUAAAGGAGAAGAGGGUAGAAAGUUGGUUUUAGAUUGCAAAACAAGAUGGAACUCAACUUUUUUAAUGCUGACUAGUGCUUUACCUUAUAAGGAUGUGUUUAGUAAUAUCAAGCGUCAAAAUCCUCGUUUAAAGUUUAUACUUCCUACUGAAAUGGAUUGGGAAUUUGCUGAAAAGUAUUGGUCUAAUAUUAAUGGGAUAUUGGCCAUUGCUGCCAUUUUAGACCCUAGGAACAAAUUAGAGUGUGUAGAGUUUUAUUUCAAUGACAUAUAUUAUGAUAAGGCUGGAGAUGAAAUUGAUAGGGUAAAAAACUUGUUGUAUGACUUGUUGUAUGAGUAUCAAGAGAAGGAAGCUAGGAGUAUGGCAACUUCUAAUCUAAAUAAUGUGAAUGGAAAACGUCCUAUUUCUUCAAUUAACUCUAAUGAUGAUGAUGGUGGAGAUAAGUGGAGUAAGGCUAAGAAAACCAAAACAAGGAAAGUAAAUGUGAGGUCUGAGUUAGACCAUUAUUUAGAGGAGGAUGCUUAUCCGGAGAGUGAGGGUUUUGAUAUUUUGAAAUUUUGGCAUAUUGAACUCAAAUAUCCGACAUUACAAAAAAUUGCCAAAGACAUUCUAGCCCAUACCUGCAUCUACCGUUGCAUCUGA